AUGUUAACAAAUCGCCUGAGCAGCAGUGGCAGUGUUAGUGUCCACGCUAUCACAAAAAUAAGCAAACAGAGCAGAUGCCUGAGCAGCAGUGCAGUGCGUCAAGGAUCCAGUGCGGGUGGAUAUGACGAUGGAUCUGGUGAAGAGUACGCACCAGCGUCCCUUUUGUCUCCCUCUUGGCUGCGUUUGUUCGGUUUCGCUGCUGCAUCCGCCGUGGGUCUAUCAGCGUACUCGUCGAUGCACACGGAAGGCCAAGAACCUUUCUUAACACGCUACCUCGCCCACAACAAGCCUUCCCCAGAAACAAGCAAAGCUAACGCUGAUAAACUCCUCGCUUUGAAGAAGGAACUCGCUGACGACACUCUCCUCCUCUCUGACGCACACCGUCCUAGGCUCCUUAGAAUGUCAAAUCCAGGCACUUUCGAACAGGCUUCCCCUCAUAAAAUUAGCCCUGGCUCUCAAGCUGAUUUGUCCGAUCUCAACAUCAAAUCGCUUAGGGAGUAA
Messenger RNA from Wallemia ichthyophaga EXF-994, 501 nucleotides. RefSeq lists its product as uncharacterized. Bases 1 to 501 code for a protein of 166 amino acids. Gene Ontology annotation, cellular component: mitochondrion. The transcript has 2 exons. The record is from RefSeq and is a predicted model, not a curated record. Lineage: Eukaryota; Fungi; Basidiomycota; Wallemiomycetes; Wallemiales; Wallemiaceae.